Messenger RNA from Xiphias gladius (swordfish), 1687 nucleotides. RefSeq names its product programmed cell death 6 (gene pdcd6). The record is from RefSeq and is a predicted model, not a curated record. Gene Ontology annotation, molecular function: calcium ion binding. The transcript is spliced from 6 exons. Lineage: Eukaryota; Metazoa; Chordata; Actinopteri; Istiophoriformes; Xiphiidae. Bases 355 to 924 code for a protein of 189 amino acids.
GAGAUGUUUCUACACCUUGUCCUGACCUCUCUGAGGAGUUAUGAACUGAGAGACUGCGUUUCUUCACAGGAUUAAUCUGAAUGAAUUUGGAGUUAAAUAUGAUACCGAAAUUGAUUUAAUUAAAAUAUGUACAACAAUAUAGAUUCUAUAUAUACUCAGUAGAAAGUUGAGGAAAAUGUGACCUUCCCUAAGGGUAGUGGUGAUUGGCCACGCCUCUGUACGCGAGGAGGCAGGCUGUUAACUUGAACGUCGGGUGGUGGAGAGUGAUUGAAGCUACAAGGAGGAGAAACUACAGCAGGAGAAAACAGUCUGUUGGUUUUACUUGCACAAUUUAGACGGGCCAUUUCCUUUAAAAUGGCGUAUCACAGUCCUUACAGAGCUUCACCGCACAUCAACGUUCCUCCCGACCAGGGUUUUCUGUGGAAUAUCUUCCAGAGGGUCGACAAAGACCGGAGUGGAAUGAUAUCAGACUCAGAGCUUCAGCAGGCCUUAUCGAAUGGUACAUGGACUCCUUUCAACCCAGUGACGGUCCGCUCCAUCAUAUCCAUGUUCGACAGGGAAAAUAAAGGUGGUGUGAACUUCAAUGAGUUCGCUGGUGUUUGGAAGUACAUCACAGACUGGCAGAACAUCUUCAGGACCUACGACAGGGACAACUCCGGCUUCAUUGAUAAGAAUGAGCUUAAACAGGCACUGACUGGCUUUGGUGAGCAGCAAAGCUAUCGUCUGUCAGACCAGUUCUACAGCACACUGAUAGAGAAGUUUGACCGCCAGAGGAAGGGACAAGUGGCCUUUGAUGACUUCAUCCAGUGCUGUAUUGUAUUACAGAGGUUGACUGAUGUGUUCAGGCGGUACGAUACAGACCAGGAUGGCUGGAUCCAGGUUUCAUAUGAACAGUAUCUUUCCAUGGUCUUUAAUAUAGUAUAACUUGCACGGAUGACCACAGAAGAAUGGAACUGGACACAACUGUGCCAAAGUUACCAUCACCUCCAGAAUGUCUGCCAUGGUGGACACUACAAGAUUUUUUUAAACAUGAUUUUUAGCCACAGUUGGGCUGUUUUACACAAAUUAAUAAAUCACCAUCAACCAUUCAUUUUUUGAGGUUGUAAUACCCUCCAGAGGAUAGCAUUUGUCUGGAAGUUCAACUACAAUGCUUGAUGUAUUAAAAGAAAAUCUUGUAGUGUUUUGAUCGUUGACCAAUCUGAACAAUGUCUUUGUUGGGGACUCUCGGCUGGGGAAUAUCAUGGACACAUAUGUCUUUCUGUCUGUCAGUCUGUUAUUGUCAACAAACUUUUUAAUGUUUUAACUUGAAUUUAUACAAUUAGAAGAGAACUCUAGUGAGAAUAAAAUGAUGCAUUGUAAAUAUUAUUUAAGAUGCAUUGCAUGCUUUUCAGGGAAAUUUAGCCCCACUCCCUUUAUCUUAUCUUUUCCUCAGCCCUAUUUUGCUCAAAGCCAUGUUUACAAAAACUGUGAAGCAGGUGAUGUUCUACUUUGAGAUUCCCUGACAUGCCAGCUUACAUGCCAUAUUUGUACAAACUUAUUUUUAACAGCAAAUCUUCAAAUGUUAGAACAGAGGUUUUGGUAAAGGGUAAGCAUAACCCCUUUAGUAUGGCUUAUUUUUUGUGCAUGAUGCCUUAAAACAUGUAAAAACCAAACAAAAGCAAAAUCUUUUAUUAAAAAUAGAAAAUUU